Molecule: messenger RNA, 942 nt
Organism: Trichoderma virens Gv29-8
Lineage: Eukaryota; Fungi; Ascomycota; Sordariomycetes; Hypocreales; Hypocreaceae
Exons: 2
Coding region: 1-873 (290 amino acids)
Source: RefSeq, a predicted model, not a curated record
AUGAAGAUCAUUCCUUUCUGGGUGCCAGUCGCCCUAAUCCGCUUUCUACCAGUCCUCGCUCAAACAACCCCAACUCCCAGCUCCCCAGCACCGAGCUGCAAAGCUUCCCUCGUCGCCAGUCUCUGCAGCUAUCCAACACCGGGUCUCGAUUUCGCCGUCGCCAGCGACAGCAGAGCCUCCUGCUGGGACUAUUGCAAUGCCCACCCCCCCUGCAACUUUGUCAUCUUCGCUGCCGGCAACCCCCUCACGGGCACAGGCACCUGCUGGCUGUACCCAGGUGAAAGCUUCGAUGUGAGCGCCGGCAGCUCUGACUGCGCCAACCCCUAUUUGUCUGUCUACGGCCAGCCUGUGUGCCCCGGCAGCGGCACACCCACUUCAGGCAACUGCGCAGCAACUGCGACACCCACCGCUGUCGCGUCGGUUUGCGGGUAUCCGACACCACCUGAUAACUGCUUUAGCACUUGUACUGCUAGUGAGGGUGCAUCGGACUGUUUAAGUCAAUGUGCAAAGGCCGAUUCCUGCAGUUACAUCGUCUUUAAUCCACAUAACCCAGACAAUUCACCCUAUUCUUUGGGUACUUGUUGGAUGUAUCCGAGUGGUUCCUACGACGCUGGAGCUGCGACUACUUGCAGUGGCCCGCCUGAGCAGUUUGUGUAUAACAACGUGUGUCCUAAGCCAUCGCCUUCCUCGUCAUCUGCUUCAUCAUCUGCUCCAGUACCAUCUAGUGCGGCAUCUAUUAAUAGCACCGAAGCUUCUACAAAUAGAAUUGCUGGAACUAGAACUGCUGGAACUGGAAGUACUGCAAGUGAAACUGUUGGUGCUGGGACUGUAGUUGCUGCUGCAGCAUUGGCCACUACCACUAUAUUACUGUAGUAUUAUUAAGUUAUAGUACAACUCUCUUUAAGUUGUAGUAUAAGUUAACAUAAAAUUGCCGAUUAUAUU